ACGGGCCGAAAAUACUAAGCUCCAUUCUCUCUCUCACAGCCAUACUUAAGUUCUCUCGUUCUCUCUCUCAUAGCCUCACAAGGUUGUAGUUUGUACCGUAAUCUCCCAAAAUUGUCACUGUUUCCGUGUGAUUUGCUGCAUUUUCUGGAAAUUUCAUUGCUAUUCUUCUCCUCAAGGUUCAUUUCACGUCGUAUGGAUAUCGGAAGUUUAGCUCCAUGAAAUGAUUUCUGUGAUGAGCAACGGAUUUGAAGCAAAUCGAAGGAACGAUUCAGUAGAAGAGACGAAACUUAGGGUUUCCACAACAACCUCCAGUAUCACCCCCGCUGAUGGUUCUAGGGUUUCUAUGGACGUAAAGAAUUCUAGGGCUUCGAAUUCGGAUUCUAGGGUUUCGAAUGCGGAAAACGAGGGAAAUGAAACAAUUAAGGUUAGGGUCAUGAUAGAGGAAGAAGGCGCGAACUCCGUGAAAGCGAAUCGGGUUAAGUUGGAGCAGAAAGGUAAGACGACAUCAUUAGUUUCUAGUAGAACUGAUGUCAAGAAGGGAAAAAUGGAGCCUGUUGUUUCUGGAUACCAUUUGAUGCUAUCUAAGUUCGAUGAGUUUGCAGGGAAUGGGAAGAGUUGGUCAGUUGGUUACGGUUUUGAAAUGGGUGAUAUGGUGUGGGGGAAGGUGAAAUCACACCCUUGGUGGCCAGGUCACAUUUUUAGUGAGGCGUUUGCUACUCCUUCCGUACGAAGGAGUAAAAGGGAAGGUCACAUUUUAGUGGCUUUUUAUGGUGAUAGCAGUUAUGGCUGGUUUGACCCGGAUGAGCUAGUACAUUUUGAACCAACUUUUGCUGAAAAAUCUAUGCAAACUAAUGUGAAGAACUUUGUUAAGGCGGUGGAGGAAGGGGUUGAUGAGGUAGGCCGGAGGAGUGCUUUAGGUUUGGUUUGUCAUUGUAGGAAGAGAUACAAGUUUCGUUCUGCGGAGGUUGAUGGGUUUUUUAGUGUAGAUUUUAGUGAUCUUGAGAAGAAUUGUACUUACUCUGCCAGUCAGAUUAAGAAGGCUAGGGAAAGGUUUCAACCGAAAGAGACAUUUGACUUUGUGAGGAAGUUGGCGUUAAAGCCUAGGAGUAAAGUGCACGAGACCGAUCUUAACUUUGUUAAGAAGAAGGCGACUGUGUUGGCUUAUAGGAAGGCAGUGUUUGAGGAAUUUGAUCCUACGUAUGCUGAAGCUUUUGGUGUUAUUCCUUCUAAACAAGCACAAGAAGCAGUGGCUCAGCCAUUUAGACAGCCUUCUUCAAGAGCUCCUUUGAGUGGCAGAUUGGUGCAGGCAGAAACUCUGGGUAAGGGAAAGAGUUCUGCAAAAUCUAAUAAAAUGAAGGACCAAGUUGAGAAAGACAGGUAUCUAUUUAAACGCAGAGAUGAGCCUGGUAACCUGAAAGUCCAAGUUGGUGCAGCACCAGCAGUUAAUUCUGACCAGCCCGUUCAUCUAGAUGGUUCCUCCUUAUCAGGAAAAGAUGUUUCUCCUAGUGCUGCUGAGCACCUGCCUAGUGCAUCUGGCUCCACCUUGAUUGAGCAGCCAUUAAAUCCGGCAGCUAAUGUGGAAGAACUGCAUGGACAGAGACAAGCUGAAGAUGAUGGUACUGAUGUUGUGCAGCCUUCUGUGCCUACUGAAGCAAAGCUGCAUGCUGGGGGUUCUCGAGUAAAGAAGAUCAAUAGUGGACCAGAUAGGGUCAAGAUUCGUAAACGUUCUGGCGAGGAAGUGAGUGGUGGCAGUAGUCCCUCAACCGAGAGGAAGAAAAAGAAGAAAAAGAAGGCGGAGGGGGGCUUGAAUGCAAACUCUAAUCAUGUGGAGGGACAAGUAGCUGUUUCUUCAGAUAGUAUGGUGAUGGAGAAAGUAGCAAGAGAGUCUGUCCAAGUUCCUUCAGCUUCUAGGGAAGAACUUCAAAUGGAUAUUCAGCAAAAGGGUGAUGCCACAGGUAGCUCUGUGCCUGAUGGUUUGGUAACAGAAGAUGAGGUUCGGGUUAGAAGCAACAAUAUUGAGCUUCCUCAAGUACUUAGUGAUUUACAUGCUCUUGCUCUUGAUCCAUUUUAUGGUGUAGAGAGCAGCAAUAUAAAAACAAUACGAGAACUGUUCUUGAAAUUCCGGUCUCUUGUCUAUCAAAAAAGCUUGGCCUUGUCUGCCGCAGUUGAGAGUGAGUCAAGUACCCCCAUCAGCAAAUCACAUGUUGUCGCCCAUAUCUCAGACACUGCCUCCACCAAUAAUGUGAAACAAACAUCAAAUCUGAAGCCAGAGAAGAAUCCUGCCAGGCCUGAUGAUCCUACCAAAGGAGGGCGAAAGAGGGGUCCUUCAGAUAGGCAAGAGGAAAUUGCUGCCAAGAAGAAGAAAAAGAUCAAUGAUGUGAGAGCAUUGGCAGCACAAAAGAAGGCUUCCUUGAAGGCUUCAGAAGUUCAACAAGGCGAAAGCAAGGAAAUACCUGCCAAAAAACUGUCUUCAACACAAGCGAAAGUCUCUAAGCCAGAUAUUGGUAAGAAGAAGGAGCCUGACCCAACCAUGCUUAUUAUGAAGUUUCCACCUAAUGGAGCUCUUCCCUCCAUUCCUGAGCUGAAGGCUAAGUUUGCCCGUUUUGGAAUUAUGGAUCAUUCAGCUACUCGGGUCUUCUGGAAGUCAUCCACCUGCCGUUUGGUCUACCAAUACAGGGAUCAUGCAGUGGGGGCCUAUAGAUUUGCCAGUGCUAGCAAUAAUUUGUUUGGGAAUCCCAAUGUGAGAUGCUACAUUAGAGAAGUGGCAGCCGAAGCACAAGACGCAGAAACUAUCAAGGUGCCAAAGGAAGAUGUUGCCGCCGAGACUUCUGCAGCAAAAGAUGGGGCAGCUGAUUCGAGGUCCUCAACAAUGCCUGGGCAGCUGAAAUCAUGUCUAAAGAAACCCCCAGGUGAGGAAGGGCCAAUGAGCAAUGGUGGUAAUGGUAGUAAUAGGGUAUCACCCCGUGUAAAAUUUAUGUUGGAAGAAGCUAUUAUUAGAGGUGAGCAGACAAAUGAUAGUAGGACCGUCAACGAUGCUAGUAGUAUUGCUGAUCGAAGUGCAUCUUCUAGUUCUAAUAUCAACAAUUAUACAACUCAGUCGUCCAUGAUCCCUCUUCCUACUGCUCCAUAUGCCAAUGCACCAAAUGAUGUUCACUUUACUCAUCAAGUAGCCCAUAGAAACGUGCCCAAUUAUAACAAUCAAGUGUCCGUUCCUGAAGUUGAUAUUUCACAACAAAUGCUAGGCCUUCUCACCAGGUGUAGUGACAUUGUGACUGAUCUGACGGGUUUAUUGGGCUAUGUCCCUUACCAUUCCCUUUAAUUGGCUCAUGACUUUUGGAAGGCUUUUGGCCAGCACCAAUCAUCAAUGCAAUGCACAACAUUAGCGUUGGGAAUGUCGGAAGAGCACUUCUGAAGCAAAGGACGCAGAUUAAUUUUUGCAUAUGAUAAGGGAGCAGCCAGGGUGGAAAUUGGAAUUACUAAAAAUUGCCCCGAUUGUGUACUUUCAGAUAGCCUGUAUCGAAGAAUGAUGAUAGUGAUUUUGUUUUUUAUUUGUCUACCCCCUGCCCAUCCCCUCCCUUCCCACCACCUGGCCCCUUCUUGAGACUCUCAGAAUUGACAUGUUAUACAAUUGAAACUAUGUAAAACUGUU
Messenger RNA from Nicotiana attenuata, 3649 nucleotides. RefSeq lists its product as uncharacterized. Lineage: Eukaryota; Viridiplantae; Streptophyta; Magnoliopsida; Solanales; Solanaceae. The record is from RefSeq and is a predicted model, not a curated record. Bases 221 to 3319 code for a protein of 1032 amino acids. The transcript has 2 exons.